Molecule: messenger RNA, 1530 nt
Organism: Frieseomelitta varia
Lineage: Eukaryota; Metazoa; Arthropoda; Insecta; Hymenoptera; Apidae
Gene: Atg6
Product: beclin-1-like protein
Exons: 5
Coding region: 110-1423 (437 amino acids)
Biological process (GO): autophagosome assembly; late endosome to vacuole transport; cellular response to nitrogen starvation
Cellular component (GO): phagophore assembly site; phosphatidylinositol 3-kinase complex, class III, type I; phosphatidylinositol 3-kinase complex, class III, type II
Source: RefSeq, a predicted model, not a curated record
AAGUAAAAUCAGCUGACCCUGUCUUCCAAGCGUCAAAUGCGUAUUUAUAAAUAGUGUACGUGCGAGUUCGUUGGAAGCUGAACUUACUUUUCAAUAACCAAAUAUCAAAAUGGUUGAUAUGAAAAGUAAUGUGAAUUUUACGUGCCAGCGAUGUUUACAACCUCUUAGACUAGAUCAGAGUUUUCAUCAUCUUGAAGAACACGCGCUAGCAGAACUUUCACGUAGUUGUUUAUUCGAUAUAGUUCCUAUCCAACAACAAGUGGUGAAUGAUUUAGAGCAUCAGAGUACAAGUAUAGAACAUUUAGUACCACCAUUUAAAUUGACUGAAUCUGCAAAUGGUACAAAUGGGUUUAUGUUAGUUGGAGAUUCUGGAGAAACAGAAAGUUUAAGUCACCAUUUAAAGGUACGAGCAACACUAUUUGAUAUUCUUAGCAGUAGUAGUUCUGCUGAUCAUCCACUUUGUGAUGAAUGUGCGGAUAGUCUUUUAUUGUUAAUGGAUCAACAAUUAAGAAUGACUGAAGGAGAAUGGUCAGACUAUAAUGAGUACUUAAAAAAGUUAGAAAUAGAACAGCAACAUCAGGGUCAUGAAGAUGUAGAAAUGGAAACUCUCACAAAAGAAUUACAGGAUGUGAAGUCUGAAGAAGAGAGAAUGAUAAAUGAAUUAGAGGCAUUAAGAAAAGAAGAAAUUGCAACUAGAAAUGCCAUAGCUCAACAAGAGAGGGAAAGAGAAAGAUUACAAAGUGAAGAAGAAAGGUAUUGGAGAGAAUAUUCAAAACAUAAGAGAGAUCUCAUAUUAGCAGAAGAUGAAUACCGUAGUUUGGAGUGUCAGUUAGCUUAUGCUGCUUCACAACUAGAGAGACUGAAGAAAACAAAUGUUUUCAAUGCUACAUUUCAUAUUUGGCACUCAGGACAUUUUGGAACUAUAAAUUCUUUCCGGUUAGGUAGAUUACCAAGUGCACCAGUAGACUGGAGUGAAAUAAAUGCUGCUUGGGGACAGACCACUUUGCUAUUAACAGCUCUUGCUAGGAAAAUGAAUCUCACAUUUAAACGUUUUCGUCUAGUACCAUUCGGUAAUCACAGUUAUAUUGAAGCUUUAGAUCAACAUAGAGAACUACCACUAUAUGGAAGUGGAGGAUUUAAAUUCCUAUGGGACACAAAAUUCGAUGCAGCAAUGGUAGCAUUCCUCGAUUGUUUGCAACAAUUUAAGGAACAGGUGGAAAAAGGAGACAGUGGAUUCUGUCUUCCAUAUAGGAUGGACCGUGGAAAAAUAGAAGACUCUGCAACAGGAAAUUCUUAUUCCAUCAAAAUUCAAUUUAAUUCGGAAGAACAGUGGACCAAGGCACUGAAAUUUCUGUUAACUAAUUUAAAAUGGGGCCUUGCUUGGGUUAGUUCCCAGUUCACAAAAGAUGAAGCUGAACAUUAACUUCAUAUUGGUUUAUGCAAAUUCAUCCAUUCUUAAUCACACAUCUCUUUUACAUUGUCUUGUGUAAAUACACGUGUUAUUUGUAAAUAAAUUCAGUUAAAGGAUAA